CGUAAUGCAGCAAAAUGUAUUAUCCUUCAUUUGUUUCAAUGCUUUCUGUUUACAGACUGCACCGGGAUCAAGGUUACCCUGGGCGUGACUUGUUGGACGUGAUUUAGCUAGUUUUACCAAUAUUCCAAGAUGGAUGUUGAUAAAGUGCGCAUGGAGAAGUUGGAGAAGUUAAAGGGGAUGAGUGACCAAGUGCGCAUCGGUGGCAAAGGUACAGCUCGACGGAAGAAAAAAGUAGUUCAUAAGAAUGCUGCCGCCGAUGAUAAAAAACUUCAAAGUUCACUAAAGAAACUAAACCUCAAUACUAUCCCAACCAUAGAAGAGGUUAACAUGUAUAAACCAGAUGGAACUAUGAUUCACUUCAAGAAUCCAAAAGUUCAAGCAGCUCCACAAGCUAAUGUAUUCGCAGUUUCUGGACAAGCUGAAUAUAAAACACUAAAUGAUUUGUUCCCAAAUAUGCUUAAUCAAUGGGAGACAGCAAAAUUACGAUUGGCAAAAAUGAAUGAAAACUCAAAAACAGAUUCAAAGGCAGAUGAUGGAGACGAUGAUGUACCAGAGCUUGUGGAAGAUUUUGAUGAGAAAAGUCGUUUGGAAUAGUUUAAUAAUUAACAAAUGUACAUUGAGUGAAUGUGUAUGACUCAGUCAUUACUUUGCAAUGAAAGUCACUCAGUACACCAAUUGUAAUGUACAAUGUUUGUUUUUAAUUACUUCUCACAGCUUUUUUCUCUGGUCCCAUUUACUAGUUGUGCAUUGUCAAUCUGUUCUGGUAAUAUUCAUUUUGUUUGACAAAAUGUCUUAUAAAUGAAAUAAACAAUUCAAUUAUGUAUCGACUAGAAUCAAGUUGUAUAGCAAACUGUAUUAACAUUCAAGUAAAUGGGAUUUUG
Schistosoma curassoni is the source of this 881-nucleotide messenger RNA. The record is from the annotation of a GenBank genome assembly. NCBI's taxonomy places the organism in Eukaryota, Metazoa, Platyhelminthes, Trematoda, Strigeidida, Schistosomatidae.